Messenger RNA from Mycena citricolor, 1544 nucleotides. NCBI's taxonomy places the organism in Eukaryota, Fungi, Basidiomycota, Agaricomycetes, Agaricales, Mycenaceae. The record is from the annotation of a GenBank genome assembly.
UUACUUACCCCACAACAAUGGCCACUGACACCGCGGACGUAUUCAGCGACGCACCCAGAAUCGUCGACUUUGACGUCCUCGAGGCCUCGAAGGAAAACGUCCAGCGCUUGGCCUCGGGCCGCCGUGCCACCGCUCUGUCGGAUAUCCUCGCGACUCCACACGCGCAGAGAGACUCGAAGCUCGCCGCGACGCGCAACAGGCUGCGCAUCAAUGUCGAGAUCGCUCUGGAGGACGACGAAGACGACCCACUCGCGGCCUACUGGCGCUACGUCAACUGGACGCUGGACAACUACCCGCACGGACAGAGCGCUGAAUCGGGGCUGGUGGAACUCAUCGAAGAGGCGACGCGCGUAUUGAAGGACCACCGGGAGGGCCACUGGCGCGGAGAACUCAAAUACCUGAAGCUGUGGAUGCUGUAUACGAGCUACGUGGAGAAGCCCACGAUCAUCUUCGAGUUCUUGAUCGCCAACGAGAUCGGGACGGGCUUUGCGCUGCUGUACGAGGAGUAUGCGGCUGUACUGGAGCAGGAGGGGAGACGCAAGGAGGCCGACGCCAUGUAUCAGCUCGGCAUCGCCAGACGUGCCACCGACGUCGACCACCUCAAAGCGCGACAUGCCGAGUUCCAAAAGCGCAUGAUGAGCGUGGUUGCACCUGCAACCCCGGUUGAGCCGGCUGUGAAUACCCCUGGCCCGCACCGCUCGGCGCGGACUGUGCUAGGCACCAGCAGCUCCUCGUCGUCGGCACUGGCCGCGGCCUCCGGCUCAUCAAGAACCCCUCUGCCCGCCGCACAGCGCCCGCCUUCCGCCGCAACGAAUGCCCCGUUUCAGAUAUUUGAGGACUCCGCGUCCACUGCGUCCGCUGCGCCAGGCAACGCGUUUCCGGAUGUCGGGACACGUAAGACGCGUGUGAAAGAGAACGUGCCUGAGACGCGGAAGAUGGCUGGCACGACGAUAAAGCAGGCAGGGAAGAAGAAGCGGUUGGCGUCUGGAGGCGCUGCAACGUCGAGUUUCGUGCCUUACGUGGACACGGAGGAGGACGCGAUGCCCGCGCCAUCGCUUCCAGUCAAGAGCACGAUAGCGGUGUCCGUGGAUUCGACGCCCAAGUUUGUGCCAUUCCAAGAUGAGGUGCGUACCGUGCCUUGGCUUGGCUUCAGCUCGGCUGAGUCUUGCUAGACUGUCACUGCGUUGAGUACGCCGGCGCCGGAAUCGGUCAUGAAAGUCAAGAUCGCAGCAGACACGAGAGACCCUCCCACCUCUGAGUCCGAUGCGCUUCGGCGCAAUCCUCUGAAGAACCACGACGCGUGCUAGCGUGCGCCCAUGCAACUUGGAUAUUCUACCGUAAUGUACUAAUUCUCUGAGACGAGCUAAAAUCUAGUUUUGUCUUAUUCCUGUCAGACCGCACGUCGUUUACUUUCUAAUCACUCGUUGCGUUGCGUUGCGUUCCAGGCCGCCUUACAUACAUACCCCAUGUUGGGCAACCACUUCUUUUGUGAUCCCGAGCCUGACGGAAUCCCGGACGCCGGCUCCGCGUGACUUGCUGCGCUG